GGGUGAGAAGAUGACAGAUUGACGUCAUCGGCUGUGACUGACGCAGAGCGAGCGGAGAGGCAGCAACCUCAUUCCGGCUAAAAACAGCACCUCUAAUUAGCCUCAACAAGAACGGAGGGGUUUUUUCUCUCUCACUGAGCAUCCUCCAAAAAUAACGAGAUAAAAGAUACGAUGGCCACCUCCUCCUCCACACUGGAAGAAGAUGAGAGUUUGAAAGGCUGUGAAUUUUUUGUCCAGAAGCACAAUAUCCAGCAGAUCCUCAAAGAGUGCAUUGUCAACCUCUGCAUCGCCAAGCCAGAGCGUCCUAUGAAGUUCCUUCGGGAACAUUUUGAAAAGCUGGAGAAAGAAGAAUGCAAGCAGAUCAUGGCACGUCAGAAAUCUAACAGCCAAUCAGACUCUCACGAUGAUGAAGUUUCUCCCCCACCACCAAACCCAGUUGUAAAGGCCCGGCGCCGCAGAGGGGGAGUCAGUGCCGAAGUCUACACCGAAGAGGAUGCUGUCAGCUAUGUCCGCAAGGUGAUUCCAAAGGACUACAAAACCAUGACUGCCUUGGCAAAAGCCAUCUCUAAGAAUGUGCUUUUUGCUCACCUGGACGACAAUGAAAGAAGUGAUAUAUUUGAUGCCAUGUUCCCCGUCACCCACAUUGCAGGAGAAACGGUUAUCCAGCAAGGCGAUGAAGGCGACAAUUUCUAUGUGAUUGACCAAGGUGAAGUGGAUGUGUAUGUGAAUGGUGAGUGGGUGACCAGUAUUGGAGAAGGGGGUAGUUUUGGAGAACUAGCCCUGAUCUAUGGGACACCCAGAGCUGCUACAGUCAAGGCUAAGACUGAUCUUAAACUGUGGGGCAUCGAUCGAGACAGCUAUCGUCGCAUCCUCAUGGGUAGCACACUGAGGAAGAGAAAGAUGUAUGAAGAGUUCCUCAGCAAGGUCUCGAUCCUCGAGUCUUUAGAAAAAUGGGAGCGUCUGACCGUGGCUGACGCUCUGGAGCCCGUUCAGUUUGAGGACGGAGAGAAGAUAGUGGUUCAAGGGGAACCUGGUGAUGACUUCUUCAUUAUUACAGAGGGUAUAGCCUCCGUUCUGCAGCGCAGGUCCGACAAUGAGGAGUAUGUGGAGGUUGGCCGCCUCGGACCUUCCGACUACUUUGGUGAAAUUGCUCUUCUCUUGAACCGUCCCAGGGCAGCCACCGUUGUCGCCCGUGGGCCACUCAAAUGUGUGAAACUGGACAGGCCCCGCUUUGAGCGUGUGCUUGGGCCGUGCUCAGAGAUCCUAAAGAGAAACAUCCAGAGAUACAACAGCUUCAUAUCUCUGACUGUGUGAAACGCUGCCCCCCUCCCGGGGCUCCACCAGCAUGGCUGGCCAACAUCAGCAACAGAGUUUAUCUAUGUGUGGGAAUGGUGAGGAUGUGGGGGAAGGACAUGGGAUUUAUAGCUACAGUGAUGGGGCACUCUUUUCUUGCCUUUUUUUCUAUGAUUUGCACGUUUCUUUCUUUUCAUCCUGUGCUCUUUGACUUGACCUGUGCUUAAUGUAAAAAAAAAAAACACCACGGCGGCAUGAAGACAUUCAAAUACAUGUGUCACAUAUGUAGAGUGUCAACUGUACAUGAUGCAUGCUUCUAGACUGACACAGGGAGGCGUUUGCACUUUCAAGAAAUUGCAAAGUGUCCGGGUUCCAAAUGAAUUCAGGUAAUUAAAGAGGAAGUGAAAGUCACGUUCACUUACAGUAAGAGAAAGUAGGCUUCACAUUUCUUUUCUUGCUGGCUGCCAUUUGCCUUUUUUCCCCACUUUGGGUUUGAGCUUGCUGUGUGCAGUGGUGCCAUAUCAAGGUCAAUUUAGACCCGCACAACUCAGGCCUCUGUUAGCUAAAACCUCAAAUUUAGAGCUAUUAAAAAAAA
Thalassophryne amazonica is the source of this 1888-nucleotide messenger RNA. RefSeq names its product protein kinase, cAMP-dependent, regulatory, type I, beta (gene prkar1b). Gene Ontology annotation, cellular component: cAMP-dependent protein kinase complex. The coding region runs from base 172 to 1314 and encodes 380 amino acids. The record is from RefSeq and is a predicted model, not a curated record. The transcript is spliced from 11 exons. Gene Ontology annotation, biological process: regulation of protein phosphorylation. Gene Ontology annotation, molecular function: cAMP-dependent protein kinase regulator activity. NCBI's taxonomy places the organism in Eukaryota, Metazoa, Chordata, Actinopteri, Batrachoidiformes, Batrachoididae.